UCGUUGCCAUCAGUCUCUCCCGGUGUUUCAUACAAUCUGGUUCGGCGGCGCGUGGGAACACUAGCAACACUAGCGCCAUCCAUCAGUUCAGGAACAUAUUUUUCCUUUGGCCAGAUCUCACAGGCACAGCUGCGCUCGUCAAAAGUGCGUGAUAAUCUCGUUAUUCACGUUACGCUCUUGCGGAUUUCGAGGACCAUUCAUACAAUCAAUUCUGUGCCAGGCUAUUGUUAGAACUCGUAUCUUCAUCCCAAUAUCGCGGUAGACUGUUAGAAGAACUCUCAGGAAAAUCUUUCGAACGAAUCUGUUUGACACAAUAGGAAUAGCCUACUGCGGCAGGUGAAAAUUAAAAUAAAAUUCGAUUCUUGAAGCUCCUGUGAAGAGCAGCAGGAAGAAAAAAACCGAAGAGAACAGCAAAAGUUGCGCUGGGCCAGUGUGGGUGGUUGGAAGAGUGUAUGUUGCUUUGGUAGGUGGAAGGGUGCUAUUUUGGCCCGUUGUCAAGUGGUUUGCUCUCUUUUCUUGUGCGGUGCGGUGCGGUGUCUGGCAUCCCCCGAACGAAAGAACGAACGAAUCCAUCGCUCGACGCUCAGCUGGUUCUCAUCGUGUCAUUGGAAGAAGAAGCAUGCUUUUCCGACUGCUGCCAUCAUCGGGGUGAACUAGGUCUUCUUUCCGGCGUGUGUCAUUCGGCAACUGAUUUCGACUUCUGACCAGCAAAUAAUCAACAGCAAUUGUUUGUUUGUUUGUUAUGGCCUUAUUAAAGUGGAUAUGUUUUUGCUAGACAUCAGCAGACACCGAUCGCAUGAGCUGGGCCACCACGUGUCAUACGAAGUGAUAAACACAACACAAUACCUACAACCUUUAUUUCAGUAUUGACGACCGAAUGGGACUACCUGAGUAAGUUUUAAAUUUUUAAUUAAGCUGUCCCUUCUCACAGUCACAUUAGUGUUAUCCUGGAGGAAGUUGUUGGAAACCAAAAGUUGGUUAGUGCCAUUUAGGGGAAGUAAUAGGGAAAGUGGUGGUGUGUCUGGCUGUUGUGAUUCGCGCUGCCAGUUUCAGGAAAGCGAGUGAGCGAUUUGAAUUUUUCAACAACAUCCCUCAAAUGGUGCAGAGGUUCCGAAAGUUUAUGGCCCAACACGGAAGAAACGAGCUUCGGUACUUUUGAAGACAGAAGACGAAAGUUGCCUUGAUUGAAUCCAGAUAAUCGUGACGACUCGACGACAUUUUUGACGCCCACGUCAAUCUAUCCACAGAAUAGAUGCCUCACACAAUACGCCAAUCAAUAGCCCAACAAAAUAAAACGGGUGAAUAAUCGCCAACAAAACAACCGAAAUAGAUAUACAGCCAAUAAUCCAUCAUCUAGCCAAAUAAUUCGUGCGAAAAACACGGAAAAAAUAACACCAGUAAAGAAAACAAAAUUUCGACAACUUAUACAUAAUUUAGAUACGAAAGUUUGAACAACAGAAUAAAAAACAAACAAUUUUAUAAAAAAUUCUGUCGUGUGUAGCGGAUUCUAUCGUAAAUAAAUCGACAUGGAACGUAAGCUUCUGUAUGCCUUCCGGGGCUGGAUCGCGUUUGUGGCCUUCAUGGAUCUCGGAACGGCAGUCAGGUGCUACAUCGAACGGAGGAGCUUUUUGGGGGACCAUUCCGAGACACAUUUCAUUGAAGGCGACUUCACCAUAUCCAGGAUACUGGGAAUUUAUUGCAUUUUAAAGGCGGUGGCUCUUGUCCACUGCACUCUGUACAUUCACUACAAACCCGUUGUCAGUAUGGGUGGCUGCUCGCUGGCAAUCACCAUGAUGCUCUACAUCACCGAGGCCUUGUACUUCCGCUCAACGACGCUCAACUUCUACGUCAUAUUUCCCUGCAUCCUGAACUCGAUGACUCUGAUCGGGCUGCUCUACAUUCCUCGGCGUUUGAGGCUCUGGCAGCAACGGCACGGCUCGGACAACGACGACGAAAAUUCCCAGCUGCUAAAGCAAAUGGGUGGCUUCAAGAAGCGCUCCCGAGCGCACAAAAAUAAAGCCACCUGAAUCCUGAUGGACUGGCUGGGGAUGAUGGUCUAGCGGAGCGGAACCACCCUAGUGCAAUAGAUUGUACGUUUGGCAUUUGGCUACAGGUUUGCAGUUGAAUUAGUAGAUAUUUUAUAGUGGAACCAAAAAUCGGAUGCAUUUUCGGGAAACCUCGUUUCGAGGUCAUUUUUCUUCUCUUAAUUCAGGUAAGCUAAGCUUAACGAUUUUCCCUAGAACUCAUCAUUAUUCCAUAAUCAUUUACCAAGAUUUAUGAACGAAUAUCGCAAAUCAUAGUUUAAAUAGUGAAAAUACUACGACCAUUAUUGUUGAACAAAAAAAAUCUAUUACAUUAUUGUAUAUUCAACUAAAAUAACACCAUCACUAUUUUACAACAACACCAAAACCUUAAACUUAAUAUAAAUUGAAAAAAAAAAUGCAAUGUCAAACGAGCGCCAAUCUGUUCAUGCAAGCAGCACAUGAUUGCGUGAAAGUAAAAACAAAAUCAUAUAUUUACCAUCAAGUCACCAUCUAGCGCCCAGUAAGGCGGUUUUUCAACUUCAAACAUGUGUAAUAAAACUAUGCCAGAUUUGUAUUCACUAUCUUUGCCAAUAAAUCCCAAAACAUGCUCUACUUUCAAUAAAAAAUUAAGUGGAAAUCGAAAAAGUACUCCUUUGAAACUAAUUUAUCAAACUUGAGCUGUUUAAUUGGCCCUAUUACGUUCUCUGUGCUAUUACCGCGCACUCGAGUUUUUUCAGUACCGAUGAUGUUUUCUUGAGGAAAAAAUAUCUCAGAAGAAGAAAACUGUUCUUGUUAGCAUUGUUCUUGUAAGGAGCUGUCAGAACUAUAUUUUGGAUCUAGAGAGCGUGCAUUUUGUGAAAAAUUUUCCGCAAGUUUAAUACAACUUUUAACAAAGUGCGUUGACUGACAAAAUAAUUCCCGGCGAACAGGCUCAAGUAACCGGUUACAUUCAGCGAUAAAACACAAUUUUCUAUCAUAAUCAAACUACCUACAUAUAACUUACACAUAUUCUACAUUACUUGCGACAAAAACAACGAAAAUUUGUUGGUUCUUCAGUACCAAGGAAAAAAUUAUUUCCAAUUUUGUAAACGCUCCUUUAUUCGUACGAAUUGAUGGACACGUUUUAAAAUUCUACAAAAACAAUAAAUUGUAAUAGGUAAACUAUAAGGUUUGUUUGUUUUGCUUACGUUUAGUAGCUUUUUCCUAUAUGGUUGCCUUCUGUCUGAAUUUCAGCUAUUUGCCUCCGUUAGCCACCUUUAAUAUUUAUUAUGCUAGGUUAAAUUUGAAUUCAGCUAUUUCUCAAUUAAUUUCUCACCUAUACUCGACAAAGCUCUCGGAUGACGUGAUAGUUUGGGAACUACUUACUUCUGUAGUGUUUCCGUAUAGCCUAGAUUCAGAAGUUACGAGUUAUUCAAACCACUUAAACAUUACACGUACGCCUACCUGCACUCGAGCGAUUACACCUUUUCCACCUCCGUGCCACUAGUUUAAGUAAGAACUUUAACACUAUUUAGCCCUGAGCUCAAAGAUUAGAUACAAAUAAGGAGCUUUGCUGAUGCAACCUUUACACUAAGCGCGAUUUACUUCUUGUGUUUUGUUUUUGUUUAUCUUCAUUCCCUUUCCCGCUUAAUUAGUAAAAUUCACUUCUCACGUAAGUGUGAACUCAUAUUUCUAAUUGUAGAACUGUCAAUUGAGAUUGGGUGCGUUCAAUACCGUUUUCGGUAUCGAACGUCAGUUCAGUGACAGUGCGUGAUCGGUCAAUAGGAACCACCAAUUAUCGCUCAUCACAAAAGGCGUCAAAAACAAGAACUAUUGAAAAAUUGAAAACUUUGAAUCAACCAUUUUUUGCAUUUAAACCCAUACUUUCUUCAGUUCCUCGACUGUCUUCACUACCUCAGGUCGUUUAAGAAGGUGCUGCUUCAUAAUCUGCCGCUCAUAGCAAGUCCGUCCCAUUUGCGUAUUCAUCAUUUCUCAGUUUAUCGCUGGAAACACUUUUAUUUUACCUGUAAUUUCAAGAGAAAUUUUGUUUUCAGUUCUUUGUUCUGAUAAACAUUGAAAAAAACCUCAAGUAAUUUUGUCCCAUUCAACAAAUGAUCGCAAGUCGGUCUCAUAUGGCAUAAAUCAUCGCAAGUCGGACCCACAGCCAUAAGGGCCUAGCAAAUGAUUUUCAACAGAAUCAUAAAAAAAUCCUUAUAAAGCGAGAAUCUUUCAUUAGCCGUAGCAGUGACAGAUUUUGUUGAUCACUUUGAUUAAAAAUGCAUAGAAAUGCCAAAUUACCGUUGGACUUUUUACGAUUUUUCAAUGCCGUUUUCUCAUUUCAACAAAAACGCAAAUGGGACGGAUUUACUAUGAGCGACAGUAAUCGCCCAGUACUCCGCUCCGGAGGGGCGUAGGGAGAGUUGAACAUUUUCGCCACGAAAUUGACCUUAUUGUCCGUAUAGCACUUCAGCACGUCCUUGGAGUAGUGGCAUGAGUCCAAAUCCGGCCAGAAGAUUGUUGGGACGUUGUGGGCCUUCAGGAGAGGAAGCAGCCGCUACUGGAGGCACUCUUCCAUGUACACCUGUCCGUCCAUCGUGUCAUGGGUCACGAAAGGUGCACUCUGCUUCCCGCACGUGCAGAUGGCUUGCCAAACCAGGAAUUUAUUCGCAAAUUUGGACAUCUUCUGAGCGCGGACAUGCUCCGAAACGCUGAACUUAUCCUUGGUUGCCGGGGAUUGGUUUGAAGUCAGCCUUCACAUAUGUUUCGUCGUCCAUGGCGCAGCAUUCAACUUUCGUCAGCAUGUUGAGGUACAACUUCCUGGUACGGGUUUUGGCAAACUUGUUCUGCUUCUCGUUGCGAUUAGGGGCCUUUUGUACCUUGAACGUUCGAAGCCCAGCCUUACUUUUGGAUUUUAUCACGAACGAGCUAUGAAAUGGAGCAAUUUCAUAGUGUGGUAAUUUGACCGGAAACAAAAAACAAAAUAUUUUAUAUCUGGCUAGCUAAUUAAGUGAUGUUUUUUCAGUGAAAUUGUAAAAGAAUGAUGCUAACGCAGAAUAUAUGUCAUAUUUUUGGGCAAAACAUCAAAGUUUUUUUAAACAAACAUAUUGAAGGGUGAUUUUGGGCGGAUGGUGUCUGGGCGAUAGAUGGCUACUUGAUGGUAUAAAAAUAAUGCAACACAAUGUGAAAAAUAAAAGCUUUAAUACAUUUAUACAAUUUGUAAUCGAAAACAAAGACGAGAAAUAGUAGAACGGAAGCAAUUGACCAAGUGCAGCAAGAAUACAACAAAAACAUACACAACAAUGAUGAAAGGUUAAUUACACUCUAGCAAUUGCGGAAAACAGAAUGAAAAUAAUGUUUAGGCUAAUAAAGUAGGUAUCGUAUAAAUUUAAUUCACGAGCAAACGCGUACAGAAAAAUUACUAUAUAAAACCAAUGACUAGUGCGGAACAAUUAUAUAAAAAAAGAAAAAAGAUGAUUGAAAUUAAACCAGUUUAAAUUGUAGCUGCAUCGUUGGGUGAGCAAGUUCGUAUAAAUAGUUUAUUUAUUUAUUUAUUCAAUGAAAAUGACCACAUUCGUGUCACCGGGGGUAAUUCUUGGCAAGAAUUUUGUGCAUUUGCAGUUUUAGUUUAAUUUGAACCAACUAAAAUUUAAAUCAGAGUUUAAAGUUGUGGAUUGCGAUUAAAAAUUUCGAAAAUUUAUUCUGAUUUUGAACCUUUGUUGAAAUUUUCUCACUGUUAGCUCAAUAAUAACGCCAACUCCAUCACGUGUAAUUUCCAUUCAGUGCCUCUUCUUGAAUGUUCUCUGUUUAACUCGUUUAGUAAGAAUCCAUUUCAAGGCAUGAGAAAUACAUAUAUUGUACACCAAGCGACAAACUUGGUACUUUGUUCUAUAUGGAAAUUGAACAGGUUUACAUAGAACAUUGAACAAACUUUUUAAUACAGCGUCCAUCAAAAUAUUUCAAGAACACAUUUCUCUUCACAUACCUUCCUAAAAUUUGGCAGCACCGCACCAAAUAUUUAUGCCAGUUUUGGUGUAGUCAUUCGGCGUUGAACACUUUUCUUGUCACCAGUCAACGAAUAAACCAUUCACCUAGCUCAAGAAAUGAAUACUAUCACAAAAAUCAUAAAACCCAAAAGACAUAUAGGGGAGAUAAGGGCAUAAUGGCCACCUUAAGGAAAACGCUUAUUUAACCAUGGAGAUUAGCUAUAAUAUGUGGAUUACAUCAUUGUUUCGUGUUCAGACACUCAAAUAGUCUAUUCCCUAAUUGGAUGUUACUUGAAAAAGAAGAAUUAAAACGUUUAAAAAUGCAUAUUAAAUUUUUUUGCCAAAAGCUGAAAACCAGUCACUGUAGGGGCAUAAUGAGAACCCUCCUUGGGCAGUAUAAGCACCAUUAAUCAAGGCAAGAUGAGCGUUUUCUGCCGGGGAAUCUAGCAGCGAAUUCGACUCGAUAAAGUCAACUGAAUAAUAGAGCUUCAGCUUGACUAGUUUCAUCUGACGAUUAGGCAUUAGGUUGUCCCAAAAUUUCAUAACUUCUGGGAAUCUGGGGGCUCACCCUUCAAAUGGUAGAUUAGGAUGUGCAGAACAAACUUUUGUAUGGGGCCGACUGAAAAAAAAUAUGUUUGGAGGUUCCGCAAGCGCGAUCUUUGAAAAAAAUCCACUAUCAAAAGAUUUGAUUUUAAAUAAAUUCUGGGUCCAAAAAUUUUCAUAAAAUUUAUAUAUUUUAUAUUUUUUUAAUUUUGUCCGAGUUAAAUACUACACGUAAAAAUGAAAAAUGAACCAAACUUGUAUCAAAAUGUAAAACAAGCAAGCUAUUUCCAAGGAAAAAAAUUUUUUGGUCCAAAAAUUUUGAAUUCAACUGACCAAAAUGUGUACCAAGCGUAAAAUAUUUUUGAUACCAAUGCCAUCAAAAGAUGCGGAUUUUCAUGCACUUAAACUUUGCUGAACAAAACAUGUUGUUUGUAUCAUCGUGUGAAGAGCUAUUCACGGUUUAAUGCUUAAUAAAAAUCACAAUUUAGGAUAUUUUUUAAUUUAAUUUAUCAAAUUGUCAUAAUAAAUACCUACUUUAAAAUCAAAAUACUUGCAAAAAAAGACUUGGAUGGUUUAAGGAAGUCAUCAAAAGGCCGUAUGCCAAAUUUGAGCGGAAUCGGAAUCGGGGAUUCUGAGACAUAGUGUUCUAAAGAAGCAUAGAAAACUGUUUAUUCGUCAUACAUUUUUGUCUUUACCAAUCGAUUGCUUGAUUAUGUAGAUUUUAUUAAAAUUUCAAUUAAGACUAACAUUUCAUCUGAAGACUGCAACUCGAUUGGACUUACAAACAAAAAAGUUAUGACUGUUUCAAGAUUGUAUUUUUGUGGCAAAUUGUCGUUUAAUACACAAUGAGUACAUUUUACUCAUUACGUUUUACAGGACAAUUUGUAACCAAAAUACAAUCUUUGAACAGCCAUAACUUUUUUGUUUUAAGUCCAAUCGAGUUGCAGUCUUCAGAUGAAAUGUUAGUCUUAAUUGAAAUUUUAAUAAAAUCUACAUAAUCAAGCAAUCGCUUGGUGAAGACAAAAAUGUAUGAUGAAAAACCAGUUUUUUAUGCUUCUUUAGAACACUAUUUCUCAGAAUCCCUUUCACACUUGAGAUUCAGUGCAACCCCUUCCUGUUGUCCGAUUCCGCUCAAAUUUGGCAUAUGGCAUUUUGAUGACUUCCUUAAACCAUGUUGGACCCCGACGUUGUGUAAUUCCUAACGUCCCAGGUUUACGACGUGCAACGGUACUAGAUGGCAGGCUAACUCAGCUGAGGCGACAACCAAACUUGGUUGUGAACACUUUUCGAGGGGCUCAGAUAAAACACACCGGUAAUUGGAAACGAACUUUAUUACUUGGAAACGAACCUUACUGAGUAACGAUUGCGUCCUAACUAACUUUAUUGAAAUCAUUCUUACUCGCUAUACAUGACAGCUGGCGUUGAUCUGUGCAGUGUGUAUGUGGUUGUGUUGGUAUAAUUAUGGUUAACAAUACUAGGGAUGUCAGUGUUUUCUUGGGAGAUAAACUGCUCGAAUCCUAACAUCGUCCCCACCUUGAAAUACAUCAUUUCAAUAUUUUAGCCUACCUAGUUCAAUGAAUUACAUUCAAUGUGAACUGCUGCCAUAAAACUUAUUUCACUAAUACAAGAAUUCAAAACAUAAACAAAUGAUCAUCGCAUUUCACUUUACUGGACAUCUUUGGCUGCUGCAUCGUUGUCGGCUGGAUUUUCUUCGUUGGAUGGCAGGAUUUCUUCGUUGGAUGGCAGGAUUUCUUCGUUGGCUGGAUUCUCAUUCCCUGGUGCGUCGUCUGCGUUCAGUGCGGAAGCUUCUUCAGGGGUUUCUUGUGGAAGCAAGCAUACCUUCGUCACAGGACGCUUCACAAAACCCUUGGCUGUUUUGAGAGUAACAACUCGAAUCAAUCCAUCUUCGCCGGGAUGUACGGAAACGAUUCUUCCAAGUGGCCAUUUAACAGGAAUCUGAAACUCGUCGACAAUGGCCACCAGACGCCCAGGCUGCAAAUUUGUGUUAGGGUCACAAGUUUUCGUUUCACGCUGCAUCUCUUGAAGAUACUCGGUUCUCCAGUUGUGCCAAAAGUUCUGAUACAUCCGCUGCAGGUGUUGGUUAUGGUCAAGAAGAUUGAUCGGAACAUCACGAAUAUCAAAUUCUGGAACAGAUCCCAUAAGGUCGCCGAUGAGAAAAUGCCCAGGGGUCAAACAAGCAAAAUCGUUAGGAUCCUCGGACAUUUGGACUAAUGGGCGGGAAUUCAUACUGGCCUCGAUUUGCACCAAAACGGUUGUUAGAUCUUCGAAGCUUAGUUUGGAAUCACCUAACUGUCGGUACAUCUGCUUCUUGCAUACCUUUACUGCAGCUUCCCAGAGACCACCAAAGUGUGCUGCUUUAGGUGGGUUGAGAUGCCAGUUUAUACCUUCCGUUGCACAGUAAUCAAAAAAUGAUUCUGUGUCUGUCGCGUUUAGUUUUUGAAUAGCCUCCAGUUCAUUUUUGACUCCUAAGAAGUUCCUGCCAUUAUCGGAAUAAACGUGCGCUGGUGGGCCACGACGGCCAACAAAUCGACGAAAUGUAGCCAGGAAACCAGAUGAUGCUAAGUUGCUCACUAGCUCGAUGUGUACCGCCUUUGUUACAAAACAUACGAAGAUACAUAUGUACGCCUUAGUCGCAGCAGCUCGUUUAUGUGCAGGUUUUAUGUAGACCGGGCCGGCAAAAUCCACUCCUGUCACUGCAAAGGGUCUCUGCGGUGUCACUCGAUGUGCGGGUAGUUGGCCAGUUUGUUGAUUCUCUGGAGCGGGACUAGCUCGGGCGCAUCUAAAGCAGUUUCGCAUCACAUUACGAAUCGUUCUUCUUCCGUUGAUCGGCCAGUAUUUUUCACGCAUUGCAGCCAGAGUAACUCGGAUUCCACCAUGUAUAAGUUUGAAGUGAUAGAAUUUGGCAAUCAUGAUCGUAUAAGGGUGAAAGUUGGGUAAAAGUGCGGGGUGUUUAAAAUGGUAUGGCAAAUCUGAUAAGCGCAAUCUCCCUCCCACGCGAAGUACUCCAUCUUCAUCAACAAAGGGGCUGAGUUUUCGAAUUUUGGAAUGUUUCGAUAGGGUUCUGCCAGACUGGAGCUCCUUUAUUUCGUCACGGAAUCCAUCUGAUUGAGCUAGAUGCAAAAGACGAAGACGUGUUGCUGCUAAUUCGUCAGGAAGAAGCUGUUGGUCUUGUGAGGCGUGGGGAUCUGGUUGUGUGCGAGUUUUAUUUUUUGUAUUUCGGAAAAAGCGGAAACAGUAAGUUACUACUCGUGUGAGUCGGUUCAGACUUUUGAAGUUGGUGAAGAUUGGAGUAUAAGAGGUAGAACAAUUAACAGUGGCAACUACAAACUGCUUUCUACGUUCGGUUCCGUUUUCUGGAUACUCAGGAAUGCUCGAUAUCGGCCAUUUGUCUCUAGAUAAUGUGAGCCAAUGAGGACCAUAUUUCCACAGUGAACUUUCGAUGAAUUUAUCAAUGUUUUGACCCCUCGAUACUAGGUCAGCCGGGUUAGUUUUUCCAGGAACGUGGUCCCAACGAGAACCCUGAGUUUCGGUUUGGAUCUCUGAAACUCUGUUGGCCACAAAAGUCUUCCAAGUGUUGGGAGGUGCCCUGAGCCACUGCAGAGUUACCAUGGAGUCUGACCAAAAGAAGGAUUCCGAUAUCUGAAUUGCCAAGGCUCUUUUCACAGCUGUAAAUAGAUGUGCACCUGUUUCAGCAGCACAUAACUCUAAUCGUGGGAGUGUAAUCCUUCGUAGUGGAGCUAGUCGGGAUUUAGCAGCUAUUAAAUGAACAGAUACAUUUCCUUUGGAAUCAGUUGAUCUCACAUAAAUGCAGCAUCCAUACGCCAUCUCUGAAGCAUCGGUGAAGGUGUGCAAUUGGAUUUCAGAGCCAGGAAGUAAAACUAAUCGGUUCAGAUGGAAUUGUUGCAGUUUGGGAAGUUCAUCUACAUAUUGCUGCCACUUUUCUUUAAUCGAUUCGGAAACUUCAUCGUCCCAACCACAAGAAAGUAGAAAAAUUUGCUGCAUUAUCAUUUUGCCUCGUACGACUAUUGGUGCCACAAGUCCUAGCGGAUCGAACAACUGAGAAAUCGAAGAAAGAAUUGCACGUUUCGUCACCGUUCCUGCAGUCGGUUUCAAACGGGAAUCAAAACACAGAAUAUCCUUUUCCGGCUUCCAAACUAUGCCCAAAGUUUUCACACUCGUAUCAAAUUGAUGUGUGGGACGAGUGCCAAGCUUAUCAGGUGAUAAACCUUCUAAAAUUUUGAAAUCGUUUGAAGCAAAUUUUCGCAAAGUGAAUUUUCCCUUCUCUAGUAGAUGGAUGAGCUCGUCUCGUGUUUGCAAAGUCUCAGCUAUUGUUUCAGCUCCAUAAAUACAAUCAUCUAUGUAGAAGCCCUUGGUCAGGGCAGCUUUUCCCAAAGGGUAUCGAUGACCAUCUUCAUUUGCUAAUUGCAAAAGAGUGCGUGUUGCGAGGAAAGACGAUGGGCUUAAACCAUAAGUAACAGUCGACAGUUCAAAUUCUUGUAAUGGUGCAGUUUUAUCAAAUCUCCAAAAAAUUCUUUGCAGGGAAGUUUCAUCAGGAUGGAUGAGAACUUGACGAUACAUUUUCUCUAUAUCGGCAACGAUAACAAACGGAUAGGUUCUAAAUCGUAAGAUUAAUGAUAUAAGGUCAUCUUGUAUCACAGGACCCACUAACAAAGCGUCGUUAAGGGAGUAACCGGAUGAAGAUUUUGCUGAACCGUCAAAGACAACUCUUGUUUUCGUUGUGGUACUGUCUUCUUUGAAAACUGAGUGGUGUGGGAGGUAGAAUACGUUGUUUGAUUGAGGAGAGUUUGGAUUAACUUGUUGCAUGUGUCCUAAAGCAAUAUAUUCUCGCAUGAAUUCAUGAUAUGCCAUUUUCAAAUUUUCAUCAGCCUCUAACCGUCUUUCUGUAGAAAAAAAUCGUUUCAUGGCAUUGGUCCGGGACUCCCCUAUCAUGUUGUCGAAAUCAUCAUGUCGUGGCAUUCGUACAACAUACCUUCCAUCUGCUUGGCGGGAAACAUGAUUGGUGUAAUGCGUUUCACAUGUUUUCUCUUGGGCAGUGAGAUUCGAUCGAACAAUCGGCUCCUCUAACAGCCAAAAUUUUUCCAAUGCUUGCUCCAGUGAAAUAAGUGACAUAACCUCGACGUGACAUGCUGUUUUCAAGUUUGAUUCCGUUUCCAGAUUCGCUGCUCCACACACUAACCAACCGAAUACGCUGUCGACCAACAUUGGCAAAGAUGGACCAAGAACAAUUCUAUCGGUGGUUUUGAAUAAUGAAAAGAAAUGUUCGUUGCUUAUCAAAAUAUCGAUCUCUUUGCUUUUGAAGAACUGUGGGUCGGCUAAUUGUAUGUGGCAGGGAACGUUCCAUCGAUCUACUGAAAUGUCAUGGGACGGUAGUUUUGGUGUUAGCUUUUCAAGAAUUACAAAGUCAACGUCAAUUUGAAAAUCUUCCUUCAGAGAUCGUAUUUGUGUAGCGACACUAUGUUUGGCUCUUUUAGGUUGGUCUCCAACACCUUUUACAAUCAAAUUAACAUAUUUUCUUUGCAGGCAAAGGGUUUGGGCCAGCUUACUGCUUAUCAAAUUGACUUGAGAUGCACAGUCAAGAACUGCUCGAGCCAAAUGUUCUCUCCCAUAGCAAUCAACGAUAGUUACAAUCGCAGUGGGCAUGAAAAUACAUUUCCCAGCAACAUUAACGUGCAAGCAUGAUGACGUCUCUGAAGCAAUUUCUUCUUCGCCAUUCGUGAUGUUGACAGAGUGGACGUUUCUCGCCGGACGAGACUCACCGGUUUCGCUAACAUAACCUGGAUGUAACAUUGAGUGGUGGCGGCCGUGACAUAUUCGACAACUUUCAUGAUUGGGACAGUUUCUCACUUGAUGGGUACGACGAAAACAGUUGAAACAUAGACGUUUGGAAUUCACCACGUUCAAUUUUUCCUCAAGAGACAUCCUCGUAAAGGUUGGACAUUUCAUCAAGGGAUGACUCUGAUCACAUGCAUGACAUUUGAGUGAAUUGGUGCCUGCAUAAACCCCGGAGUUAUAUCGCAUAGGAGCGGAAAUUUGAUUACACACAGCGGAGCGUUGCGAAGGAGGAGAAUGAUUAACGGUUAUUGAUUCCAAUACACGAUUUCGUCUAUGCAAAAAUUCUAUCAGCCCUGAGUAUGUCGGUUGGGUCAAAUUUGACGCAAAAUCUUCCCACGCCUUCAAAGUUUCAUCGUGCAAACGAUUGCAAAGCAUAUGCUCUAAAAUAGUGCUCCACUGUUCAGUAGGCUCUCCCAUUUGAUUCAAUGCCUUCACGUGUCUUUCAAAAAUGUCUACAAUUCUAUGCAGCGAAUCGGCAGUUUCAACUUUCAUUUUUGGAACAUCGAACAGCUCUUGUAACCGCUUCUUCUUCAUCACGUAGUCAUUCGAAUAUCGAUCAACUAAAGCUUCCCACGUAGACUGGUAGUCUGCUGCGCUGAUAUCUAUGGAUUCGAUCAACUGAGAUGCUUCACCUUUAACUGCUGCUUUGAGAUAGUGGAAUUUUUGGAUAUCAGGGACAUCGGGAUUAUUGUGAAUCAGGGCAAAAAAUGUGUCAUAGAAACCACGCCAAUCCUUGUAAUCGCCGGAGAACUCAGGUAAAGAAAUUGUCGGCAACUUCAAACCCCUAAGACCAGAACCAUUCUGAGGGAAAUUGUGGAGAGGGAGAUUCGCGUUUGGUAAGUUGGUGCUAGGAAUUUUUGAAAGCAACCCAGCUUUUAUUUUAAAGAAAAGCUUUUCAAAGGACGAUCGAGAUAUCAGAUUGCGUGCCAUACCUGCUUCGGUUCUCUCAAGUUCCUCAAGCGUCGUCUGAACAGUUUCGAACUGUUGCCGCAGGUUGUCCAAAUCCUCUAAGCGCACUGCGACCUCAAGCUUGUCCCGCUCCUCGAUGAACUCGGCCAGGAACUUGUCAGCUCUUCCUAAUGAGGCAACCAGUGUUGAACGUCGUAGUGUGGCACGCUCCUUCUUAUUUGCUUCCUCCAUCUCUAUCUCGCAAUUCAGGAUACCAAAGGGUAGGUCGAAAUCUGCCAAAUAUUGAGACCAGGUAGACCUGACUAUUGAAAUUAAGAAGCUUGGAGAGGUACGUACCUGUCUCAAAGCAAAUUAUGCCUUGAAAUAUAUAAUUUAAACUCCUUCUACCGAUGGCGUGGCGAUUGUGAAGCGUAGUAUAGUAUGAUACAACGUAGAAAAUAUGCGGCGCGUGGCAGCACGUUUAGUGGUGAUAUUUCCAACGACGAUAAAUAUUCGCUCGAAAGAAAGAAAAGAUCUAAAGGGCACCCGUUGGACGCGUUAAAGGCAUUGGACAGGAAAUUACCUGAAGCCUAAAUUAAAUAGGCCUUGUAUGAUUUAAAUCUUUUCACGCGUUGGGGCGUAGAGUAUGUCCUUAUGAACUUCUGGUCCGGUUUGGUUCGUAUCGGUGUAAUAGCAGCAGCCCUCGAAAGAAAGGAAACGGAUCUAAAGGGUACCUGAGUAAAUCAGGAAAGGCAUUGGACAGAUAAUUACCUGAUGCCUUAUUUUUAAAGGCCUUGUAUUCAAAUAAUUUCUGCUUGGCACGCUCAGUACAAUGAUGGCGGCUUUACAAUAGGUAUUAACAACCCGUAUUGAAAGCAAACAAUGAUGGCAUAGGGAUACAAAAUGGCGGUCUGAGCAUCAUAGGGAAUCUGCACGGAAAUUUGGCGGCACAAUCCUGGUCACGGCACCAAAAUAUGUUGGACCCCGACGUUGUGUAAUUCCUAACGUUCCAGGUUUACGACGUGCAACGGUACUAGAUGGCAGGCUAACUCAGCUGAGGCGACAACCAAACUUGGUUGUGAACACUUUUCGAGGGGCUCAGAUAAAACACACCGGUAAUUGGAAACGAACUUUAUUACUUGGAAACGAACCUUACUGAGUAACGAUUGCGUCCUAACUAACUUUAUUGAAAUCAUUCUUACUCGCUAUACAUGACAGCUGGCGUUGAUCUGUGCAGUGUGUAUGUGGUUGUGUUGGUAUAAUUAUGGUUAACAAUACUAGGGAUGUCAGUGUUUUCUUGGGAGAUAAACUGCUCGAAUCCUAACAAACCAUCCAAGUCUUUUUUUGCAAGUAUUUUGAUUUUAAAGUGAGUAUUUAUUAAGACAAAUUUGAUAAAUUAAAUAAAAAAUAUCCUAAAUUGUGAUUUUUAUUAAGCAUUGAACCGUAAAUAGCUCUUCACACGAUGAUACAAACAACAUGCUUUGUUUAGCAAAGUUUAAGUGCAUGAAAAUCCGCAUCUUUUGAUGGCAUUGGUAUCAAAAAUAUUUUACGCUUGGUACACAUUUUGGUCAGUUGAAUUCAAAAUGUUUGGACCAAAAAAAUUUUUUUUCUUGGAAAUAGCUUGCUUGUUUUACAUUUUGAUUCUAAUUUGGCUCAUUUUUCAUUUUUUACGUGUAGUAUUUAACUCGGACAAAAUUAAAAAAAUAUAAAAUAUAUAAAUUUUAUGAAAAUUUUUGGACCUAGAAUUUAUUUAAAAUCAAAUCUUUUAAAAUGGACUUUUUUCAAAGAUCGCGCUUGCGGAACCUCCAAACAUAUUUUUUUUCAGUCAGCCCCAUACAAAAGUUUGUUCUGCACAUUCUCAUCUACCAUUUUGAGGGUGAGCCCCCAGAUUCCCAGAAUUUAUGCAAUUUUGGGACACCCUAUUAGGCAUAUUGGUAUCGGUGUCGGAGAGGUUAUCAGUAGACUUGAGUUCGAUUCCUGGUCAAGGUGUUUUUUUUUCAUUUAUCAUUCAUGAUCGAUGCAUUUUGCACUAAACGGUGAGGCGUAGAUUCAUCAAACAAAGCAAUAACAAAAUAAUCUAGGUCUGUUUGUAGAAUUCAAAGAAUUAACACAUGCUCAUACAUUAUGUUUCUGGUGUUUUGUUUGACGGAUGAUUCUACUAGCCGUAGAAUGUAACAAUCAAAAAAAUAAAUCAUGAAUGGUAUGUGCAAAAAAAAUCCCCUCGAACAGGAAUCGAACUCGAGUCUACUGAUUACCUCUCCGACACCUUACCAAUAGGCCAAAUCGGCAGAUGAAACAAGUCAAGCUGUAGCUCUAUUAUUCAGUUGACUUCAUCGAGUCAAAUUCGCUGCUAGAAUGAACGGCAGAAAACGCUCAUCUUACCCUGAUUAAAAGUGCUCUGUUCGCCCCAGGUCAACAAAUUUAAGUAAAAACGCGUUUUAAAAUUGAUUAAAGUGAAAAAUCAAAAAAAAAAUUAUGAUGGUGAAAAUUGAGAAACAAUAUGUAAAUCAUGUUGCAGUGCGUACAUUUCAGAUCAAGAUGUUUUAAAGGUCAUCAAAGCUUAUUUGGUGGUGCUAAAAAAUUAUAAUAUUUUCGUCAUUUGAGAAUCUAAUUGGUUAUUAUUUGAUAUUUCUGUAAAGAUGAAAAGGAUAUUUCUUUUUUGGUGAAGAAUUAAUACUAUAGGUAGUACGAAACAAAUCCUCAUGAAAAUUUGUUUAAG
Uranotaenia lowii is the source of this 16010-nucleotide messenger RNA. RefSeq lists its product as uncharacterized. Gene Ontology annotation, cellular component: membrane; endoplasmic reticulum. Bases 1527 to 2027 code for a protein of 166 amino acids. The transcript has 5 exons. NCBI's taxonomy places the organism in Eukaryota, Metazoa, Arthropoda, Insecta, Diptera, Culicidae. Gene Ontology annotation, molecular function: protein-macromolecule adaptor activity. The record is from RefSeq and is a predicted model, not a curated record.